CCCUGACUCGCUUCCCCAUCCGCCAAGUCCCAGCUCACCUCUUGGCUUUACUUCCUUUGUUUGCUUUUUCAGCUUUUAGCCCCCCUGUUCAAACCUCCAAUUCCACAAUGGCUGCUUUUGCAAGAACUCUAACUUCUUCCUUGCUGCUUAUGUUUCUUUUUUUAAACUAUAUAGAAGCUAAGGAAAUCUUGGUUGGUGGCAAGACAGACGCUUGGAAGAUUCCAUCCUCUGAAUCGGACUCUCUCAACAAAUGGGCUGAAAACUCCCGUUUCCGCAUUGGCAACUCUCUCGUGUGGAAAUACGACGGUAGCAAAGAUUCAGUGCUGCAAGUCACUAAGGAGGAUUACGGAAGCUGCAACACCUCGAAUCCUAUUGCAGAGUACAGGGACGGGAACACCAAGGUGAAGCUUGAGAAGUCUGGGCCAUUUUACUUCAUCAGUGGAGCACAGGGUCACUGUGAGCAAGGCCAGAAGUUGGUUGUGGUCGUGUUGUCUCCAAGACACAGGUACACUGGAAUCUCCCCGGCACCUUCUCCGGCAGAGAUUGAGGGUCCUGCAAUUGCUCCUACAAGCAAUGCUGCAGGGUUAAAGGCUGGUUUCUUGGUGACGUUGGGGGUGCUGGUUUUGGGGUUGCUUUGAGAUGUGAGUGGAAUUUCGGGUGAUUUUGCUAUCCAUUGAUGGGGAGAUUAUUUCAUUUUUUUUAAUAUCUAGUUGAGAUUACAGUAAUUCAUUUAUUACUUUAAUGAUUCUACCAUUGAUUCAAUUCAUGCUAUC
Messenger RNA from Theobroma umbraticum, 773 nucleotides. RefSeq names its product early nodulin-like protein 15 (gene ENODL15). Gene Ontology annotation, molecular function: electron transfer activity. The record is from RefSeq and is a predicted model, not a curated record. Gene Ontology annotation, cellular component: plasma membrane. Lineage: Eukaryota; Viridiplantae; Streptophyta; Magnoliopsida; Malvales; Malvaceae.